Molecule: messenger RNA, 231 nt
Organism: Alternaria incomplexa
Lineage: Eukaryota; Fungi; Ascomycota; Dothideomycetes; Pleosporales; Pleosporaceae
Exons: 2
Coding region: 1-231 (76 amino acids)
Source: RefSeq, a predicted model, not a curated record
AUGUCGACCACACACCUCACAAUCCACGACCUCCUCCGCAUAACAUAUACCUACGAAAUGCGCGCCCUCGAAGCACAAUCACACAUGCAACCUCGACCGCGCUCGGAUUCAGCUUGCUCGAUGCCAGAAACGUGUGCCCAUCUCUCACCACCCACUCCCUCCAGCCCAGAACACGCCAUCCUCGAAACCGACUUCACAGAAAAGUACUGUCGCAAAAGCCGUCGGGCUUGA